AUGGCUUUCUAUUCAGUCUCUGACGUGGCAGACCGUCUCCUUUCCACCCCUGGUCGCCCCGUUCCGUCCCUGGAGGAGGGCUACUGGCUGGGCCGCUGUGUCCUGGACCCCCCAGGGACAGGCCUCCUGCACUCCCUCCUGGAGGAGCUCAGCCCCCCUGCCAUGGCUGCCUUCGACCUGGCCUGCUGUCACUGCCAGCUGUGGAAGACCUCCAGACAGCUGCUGGACACGGCAGAGAGACGGCUACACAGUAGUCUGGAGGAAGAGGUAGGUGGAGGGGGACUGAGGGUGGAACCCAAGGUUAAACACUCUGAGGGUAUCCGAGGGUUUCCUGCGAUGCUCCAACAGAUGGGGAAGAUCCUCAACCACACAGCCAGUCAUAGUGGCAACAAGGGCCCCGCCAAGACAGAAGCCAUUGUGGAGGACCACGUUGUGUCCAGUCCUUUAGGCUGCUGUAUACAGGAAGUGUUGCUGUGCUGCCACCCUCUGCUGAGUGAGGAGGGCAUCGCUACCCGACUGAGCCUGGCACAGCACCUAGAGAUCACCUUGCUGACCCUGUCCACCGCUACAGAAACUACAGUGGAGAGUCCUGCUGGUGCCCUCCUAACAGCCCUGGUAGAGCAGGCCAGUCUGAAACAGUCGGAGUUGGAAUCCCACCCGGUCCGUUCCUCCAUGAAGCAGCUGCUGCGGUCGAUGGACCAGCUGUGUCCCUUCGAGCCCCAGGGCUCCCCUUGCAGGCCAGACUACAUGAGGAGCUUCGUGGACUACGUCAACACGCUGGCUUCGGUGUUAAUACACAGCCUGGGAUCUGAAGACCAAAACAGUGAGGUGAAGUUGGGGAACCCACUCCUGGUUCUCCUCCAGGCCCCAUCUCAGCUGCUCUCUCACCUGCUGUUCGAAAGACAGGUGGCUCCUGACAGAGUUUUGUCUCUGUUGCAGCAGGAGGGUCUGCGUCUGAGUGUCCAGCAGGUGAUCGUGCAGCGCUGCUGUGAGGCUCUGCCUUUGUGGGACUGGUGCCCCGAACCAGAGAGGGAAGCUAGCCCCAGGGGAGAGGCUGGUUCUGGGGGAGAGGCUGGUUCGGGGGAGAGGCUGGGCAAGGACAGACCGGACCAGGGGAAGGGGUGUUUAGGACUGCCAGCCUGGCAGCCCUGCUACAGCUACAGACUCAGGAACACUGCCCUGUCUUUCCUCAAAUCCCGCUCCCCUCUCCUGGCCACCGUUGCCUGUCUAAGUGCCAGUCCACGAGGUGCAGCCCGAGUACAGCCGUCCGGUUGGCUGGUGUUCCGGGGCGGGGGGCGUAAAGAGUGUGUGCUGGACGGGGAGCAGAUCUCCAGGGAGGGGAAAGCCUGCUUAGAGAUUUCCCCAUCCUGA
Messenger RNA from Oncorhynchus gorbuscha (pink salmon), 1371 nucleotides. Its product is annotated as zinc finger FYVE domain-containing protein 26-like. Gene Ontology annotation, cellular component: lysosomal membrane; centrosome; midbody. The coding region runs from base 1 to 1371 and encodes 456 amino acids. NCBI's taxonomy places the organism in Eukaryota, Metazoa, Chordata, Actinopteri, Salmoniformes, Salmonidae. Gene Ontology annotation, biological process: mitotic cytokinesis; regulation of cytokinesis; double-strand break repair via homologous recombination. The transcript is spliced from 7 exons. The record is from RefSeq and is a predicted model, not a curated record. Gene Ontology annotation, molecular function: phosphatidylinositol-3-phosphate binding.